Pisolithus orientalis is the source of this 575-nucleotide messenger RNA. RefSeq lists its product as uncharacterized. The coding region runs from base 142 to 300 and encodes 52 amino acids. The record is from RefSeq and is a predicted model, not a curated record. Gene Ontology annotation, molecular function: heme binding; oxidoreductase activity, acting on paired donors, with incorporation or reduction of molecular oxygen; monooxygenase activity. NCBI's taxonomy places the organism in Eukaryota, Fungi, Basidiomycota, Agaricomycetes, Boletales, Pisolithaceae. The transcript is spliced from 3 exons.
CCAUCAAGGACGUAGCUGGUACCCUGUUUCUACUAGGUAAGUUCACGGUUCAGUGUUGUUCGCUUCAAUUUAUAGCUCACACGGCCAUAGGCUGGAGUGGAAUAUAUGAGUAGGAACUUGAGGUAUACGACCCGUUGACUUAUGUUCCUGUUGUUCCUGUUAGCAAUAGUGCUGCGCCCAGACGUACAGCAGAAAGCACAAGAAGAAAUUGACUGUGUCGUGGGCGCUGACCACCUUCCUCACUCUGGUGACCGACCUAAUCUUCCCUUCCUGGAGGCAGUUGUAUUGGAGACCACAUGACGGUCGUUUCGCUUUUACAAAGCUUCCGCAUAUGACGACGACAGACAACGUGUACAAGGGAACAUACAUCCCGAAAGGCAGGCCCCUACCCAGCUCUUUCUCAGCGAGCAUUGAAAACUUAUUAUUUUAGGCUUCCUAAUGUUUGGUAACCAGGUUGAGUAAACCUAGGCAGAGUUUCUGGGCAACGACCGCGUCGACGCUAGCGACCUUACAAUUUGGGAAACCCGAGGACGCAUGUGGGAAUGGGUCGAAGGUCAUCUCGAGUUUGAGACUGG